AAAACCUAGGUAUUGUUAGGACAUGGCACCCUGGCUUGGUUGGAGUAAAUUUUCUAGCUUUGGCACUAGGUGUAGAUUGGACAUUGGGAGAAAAUGUUGUGUUGCAACCAAGUUUUGACCAUAUAUUACUUGUGAUUCUGGGUUUGUUCUGUAACAUUGACUAAAACUGUGUAGUUUUCUGAGAGAAUUGAGAGCUCAGUGCAAAGUAGUUGAUCUGGCUAGAAGAAGUAUUUUAAAUCGCCUCAAAAAUCCGGCUGUUAAUUUAUGUUAUAUUUUAUUUUAAAUUAUGUAGCCCCUUAGGUUGUUUUUUUUGUUUACAGAAAUUACUCCCCUUAAAAUGAUUAGUGUGUAUGUCAACAAUUACACAUUUAAUAGAAGGAAAAUCAUUUUCCUGAUAGUUUUCUUUUAACUUGUCUUUUAGAGAGAGAGAUGUCAUCAGUGGAAUCACACCAGGAACAAUUGUCCCAGUCAGAUCCAUCUCCAUCACCAAACUCAUGCAGUUCCUUUGAGCUAAUAGACAUGGAUGCUGCCAGUUUGUAUGAACCCGUUUCUCCUCAUUGGUUUUACUGUAAGAUCAUAGAUUCUAAGGAGACAUGGAUUCCUUUCAACUCUGAGGAUUCACAACAGCUGGAAGAGGCAUAUGGCUCUGGAAAAGAUUGUAAUGGGAGAGUUGUCCCCACUGAUGGGGGCAGGUAUGAUGUUCAUCUGGGGGAGAGGAUGCGGUAUGCUGUAUACUGGGAUGAGCUAGCAUCAGAAGUAAGACGGUGUACCUGGUUUUAUAAGGGAGACAAAGACAAUAAAUACGUGCCCUACUCGGAGAGCUUUAGCCAAGUGUUAGAGGUAAUGCUAUUUGACUGUAUAUUAUGUUUUGAAAGACAUACAUCCCUUUGGAAUGUAUAUAGAGAGAUAACUUUAAUAUAGAUAUCUUUAUUGCUCUCAUCUUUUCUAUUUAAGCUCAUGGUGCAUUACCAGCCAGUCGCAGGGACUGAUGAAUGGGGUUCAACACCCACUGAGCAAGGUCGACCAAGAACAGUGAAGAGAGGUGUUGAGAACAUCUCUGUUGACAUUCAUUGUGGGGAACCUUUGCAAAUAGAUCACUUGGUUUUUGUCGUCCAUGGGAUUGGACCAGCUUGUGAUCUCCGCUUUCGAAGCAUUGUACAGUGUGUUAAUGAUUUUCGCAAUGUCUCCUUGAACCUGCUCCGGACCCAUUUUAAGAAAGCCCAGGAAAAUCAGCAGAUGGGGAGGGUAGAGUUUCUUCCAGUCAACUGGCACAGUCCUUUGCAUUCUACUGGUGUUGAUGUAGAUCUGCAGCGAAUAACCCUGCCCAGCAUUAACCGCCUUAGACAUUUCACCAAUGACACAAUUCUGGAUGUCUUCUUCUACAAUAGCCCCACCUACUGUCAGACUAUUGUGGACACAGUUGCUUCUGAAAUGAACCGAAUAUACACACUUUUUCUGCAGAGGAACCCUGAUUUCAAAGGGGGUGUAUCCAUUGCUGGUCAUAGUUUAGGUUCGCUUAUAUUGUUUGAUAUCCUAACAAAUCAGAAAGAUUCUUUGGGGGAUAUUGACAGUGAAAAGGCGUCGCUAAAUAUUGUUAUGGAUCAAGGAGACACACCAACACUAGAGGAAGAUUUGAAGAAACUCCAGCUCUCUGAAUUCUUUAAUAUCUUUGAGGAGGAGAAAGUAGAUAAAGCAGCUCUGGCUUUAUGUACAGACAAAGAUCUUCAGGAAAUGGGAAUCCCUUUAGGACCAAGAAAGAAGAUAUUGAACUAUUUUAGUAUUAAAAAAACUUCAACGGGCAUGAAUAGACCAACCCCACAAUCAGCUUCAGGGCCGAGUGUGUCUAACAUCCCCAAAGAAUCUGAGUUCUGCAGUAGUACUGAUGGUACUAGAAACGAUACUUUUCUGGACGUUGGCAUCGGCCAGGUAUCUGUAAAGUACCCCCGGCUUAUCUAUAAACCAGAAAUAUUUUUUGCCUUUGGAUCUCCCAUUGGGAUGUUCCUUACUGUCCGUGGACUAAAAAGAAUUGAUCCCAACUACAGAUUUCCAACGUGCAAAGGUUUCUUCAAUAUUUAUCACCCUUUUGAUCCUGUGGCCUAUAGGAUUGAACCGAUGGUGGUCCCAGGAGUGGAAUUUGAGCCAAUGCUGAUCCCACAUCAUAAAGGCAGGAAGCGGAUGCACUUAGAACUGAGAGAGGGCUUGACCCGGAUGAGUAUGGACCUGAAGAACAACUUGCUAGGCUCCCUGCGGAUGGCCUGGAAGUCUUUCACCAGAGUUCCACACCCUGCCUUACAAGCUUCAGAAACUGCAGAAGAAACUGAAGCUGAGCUGGAAUCAAGUUCAGAGAAGCCCAGUGAUGUUAACACAGACGAGACCUCUGAGGCAGUUCAAGAAGAAGUUCCACCCAUCAAUGUGGGAAUGCUGAACGGAGGCCAGCGCAUUGACUAUGUGCUACAGGAGAAACCCAUUGAGAGUUUUAAUGAAUAUUUAUUUGCUUUACAAAGCCAUCUCUGCUACUGGGAGUCUGAAGAUACAGUAUUGCUGGUCCUCAAAGAAAUCUACCAAACCCAGGGUAUCUUCCUUGAUCAGCCUUUACAGUAAAAAUGACCCAUCUGUGGCUGCUUAAUGUAAGUUUUUAAUUGUCACGUAUCUAGGAUAGUCCUCGACAUUCCUAACAUGUUGUAAGAAGCUAGGGAGCCUCAAGUUCUUUAUAAAUAUACUUUUCUGUUAUCUGUCACCAACAUGUAGGUUACUGCUCAUUUUUAGAAGGACUCUGGUUAAAAUUCAUGGGGAAAAAGCACAAGAGCUCCCUCAGGGGAAGACUGGUGUAUGUCUGUUGUGUUAGUGAUUUUGUCCCAUAACACCUGUCGUUUUUAGGAUCUAAACUCAGAAUCUUAAAAGCUGUGAUCAUCUAAGAGUUUCCAUGAUAACAGCUAUAAUUUAAAUCACGGACAGCCCAUUCAGUGAUUUAAACUGUUCAGCCUUUUGGAUGUGUAACUAGAGUCUGUGUGCCAGCCUGUGGCAUUUUCUCUGCCUGCCUUCCAUCGUGAGCGCAUGCCGACCUCUUUUCCCACUCUCUUCCCUAGAUGGGGCGUUGAGGGAGCCUUCCCCAGAAAACCCACCUGUUAUUGCUGCAGCUUUCCUCUCCUGAGCCGCAUCCAUAUCCUGCAUGUUGCCUGCCACUUACUCACCACUGGGGUCUUUGGAAGAUAAUCUUCCUUUUUGGAAGUGAGAUGAAAAGCAAAGGGAAGACCCCAUUACUCGUUUUGUUUAACAAACUUGCCAUUCUUCAUGGCGGGGGGGUGGUUUGCAGCUUUAAUUCCUUAAUGAUAGUAUAUAGGUGCCACGCUUUAUUACUUGAGAUGGUAUAAAGUCUGUUUUGGGUUUGAUUUAUUUUUCGUCAGGUAGAAAUUUUUCUAGGAAAUAAUUGCUUAUCUUUAGAAAAUCUUGUAGUUUUGAAAGCAGAUUCUUGAGAUUUAGAAGGCAUUUUGGGAUAUACUCAUCUCUUGUCUGCACUUGAAGACCAAGUCUAAGUGGAUAUAGGAAAGGUUUUGUCAGGCAGGUAGUUUUUUUUUUUUUUUGAACCAACUUUUCUUUCCUAUGUGUACUGGAUGAAGACUACAGAGUGUAGCUUUAAAAGGGUAUUGUUUCCUCUCUACAGAUGACUGACAGGCUUAUUAUUGCUAGAAAUCACUGAUGCUAUUCAUUGUUUUUACGCUGUCUGAGCUGCUAUAAGAGUCUAAAGUGGGUGAUUUAGUUCACACUAGAUACAUCUCUAUAAAGCAAAGAUGUUAUGUAUCCUAGGCCUUUUAUAUCAUACUUCAAAUUGGGAGACUCAAGAUGAAGUCUGACUUAAGUUAUUUGAUAAUAGCUUCUAUUCUUAUGUUUCAGGUAAAGUUGUAAGAGCUGACAAAUCUGAAAUAACACAGCGUUGAUGGAUGGUUAGGUUAUAAAUAAAAUCUUUUAACGGUGCCUUUAUAGUGAAAGAAAACUUGUAUAAGUCACUGGCCAGGUCCACUUGGGCAAUGGCGGUAUAUUUUGUGCUCUUUAAAAACAUUCUGUAAACAUCAUUGCCUUCUUAAGUACCCACAGCCCAGAAUGCUUAUUUAAAAGGCACUUGGCAUAGCAGAUAGGUUUGGCAGGGGGAAAUGUUUAAUUCAACUUAUUCUGUAAGAAAAACCUGUGCCUAUAGGGUCCUAGGAAUUGCAGAAUCAGUGCCAGCUGAGUCUGGAACACGCAAAGUGAGGCUUACCUUACAGACAACAGGUGAUUGUAGGCUAAUUUUUUCCAAGGCAUCUGCUCACCACUUUGCAGUAGUUGUUUUCUUCUGCGUUGGUCAGAGGUAGUCAUUGUGGUCAAAGGUAGUCAUUGUCUUUGCAGUUCUCCUUAUGAUGGUCCUUUAUACUUCCUCUCAGAUUUCCACAGGCCCCGCUUUAGAGAGUAGCAUAGGUAGACAAGCUGCAUUUUGUUUUUUAAUAAAUUUUUUUUUUGUAAAUGUAUCAUGGUAUCCAAAGGACUGGCAUUUAUUAUUCACUUGAGCUGCCCCUCAGGCAGGCAACAGUGGUCUUUAUCCCUUUCUGGAGAUGAAAGGGAAGGUUAAUUAGUGUCACGCUGGAGAUGGUGAAGGAGAGGUUAUAGUCAGAGCCUGGCCUUUCCUCAUCCAUCUGCUUAUAGACUAAUGCUGACUCAGCCACGAAGAUGUUUCACAUUUUUGGAAUAUUAUAUUUUCCAUGUUAAGUAAACCCCGAGUUUCAAGUAAGGGUUACUGAGAAUUAAGUAGCAUUCACUAUAUAUUAAAGAGAAAGCUUUUUACACAUUGCUGUCUUCAAAUUUAAAUUUCCUCUUCAUAUUAGAAUAGGUACUAGUUAAGAGUAAACCAAAGGACAAGCAAGAGUGAGUCCCUGCAACCAAAGAUGGAGAGCAUGGCCCGGGAGAGCUGGGUAAACCACUGUUUGUACUGAUGGUGGUGAGGGCUGGGUAAUGGUAAAAGAGCUUUAUAUCUCGUCCAGACACCUGUGGUAUUAUUAUGGGGUCAUAAGCUUAAAAUCUUUUAUUUAGUUGUAGAUUAUUUGCACUAUUUCAGUUGUUUCAUGUGCAAUCUCUGACCAAACCUAAUUGUAAACUCUGGUACAGCAUUAUAUUGUACAUAGUCCCAGCUGCUGAAUUAGUAUUGCUUACUUCAGCAAGAGAUUGUUUGCAUGGAAAGAUUAAUAGCACUGAUUAGGUUUCUAAUAUUUUGCACUUUUGAAAUGUUUGUUUUUUACAUGAUUAUAUUUAAAACUUCAGUAAAUACUUCAAUAAAACUAUAUUGACCAGUUGCCUGCUUUUACCUGGCUUUAUCUAUCAUAAAGAAAACUGACACAAUAACCAUUUUCUCUUCCCCUAUAUAUUACUAAAACAAGUAUAAAAAUAAAACUUUUAGGCAAAGAACUUGUAUUUAAGUUCUUUUCCCUUGACUGGUGUUUUCAUUGUCAUAAGCAGCUAUAGUUGAGAAUUUAAAGCAUGACAAUUAUGAGGUGAACACGGAGAAUCCUUCCGUGUUUAUAAACAUCAGUCACUACUACAGACAACACAAUUGAAUUGCUUCUGUCAGUCAGAUGGGGAAGCUAGUGUUGUACUUUCAAAGUGUUCCCCACCCCCUAAGAAGUGGUAUUUUACAUACGAGAAAAAGCACAUUCACAUUUUAUUUGAAUAUUGACCUUACUGAAGGAAAAGAUGCACUGAAAAUAUAGAAAAAAAUACGUAAGACAAGGUCAUAUUUAAAGUAUGAUCACAAUAAAAUGGCAGGUGUAGAUCCUAUACCAGCAGGUCUGACGAGAACC
This is a messenger RNA of Trichechus manatus latirostris (Florida manatee), 5822 nucleotides long. It is a transcript of the gene DDHD2, whose product is annotated as DDHD domain containing 2. Gene Ontology annotation, molecular function: metal ion binding; glycerophospholipase activity; protein binding. Lineage: Eukaryota; Metazoa; Chordata; Mammalia; Sirenia; Trichechidae. The transcript has 15 exons. Gene Ontology annotation, cellular component: cytoplasm; COPII-coated ER to Golgi transport vesicle. The record is from RefSeq and is a predicted model, not a curated record.